UAAUUUCAAAUAGUCGUCAUCAUGCCUCCUCAUUCCUCUGGGCCUGUACUAUUUAUGAUAAAUGGGCCUAAAAGGCUCAAAUAUAUAAGCCCAUGUAAAUAUCCAUCGAUUUAUUCAGGCGAAAGGGUGAAACAACACACUGUAGUUCUGGAAAAUUAAUGGUGUCGUCAAAGAAACCCAAGGAGAAGAAGGCGAGGAGCGAUGCCGUCGUCAAUAAAGCUGGUGGCCGGAAUACACGCAGCUCCGGUUCCAAAGCGAGGAAGGCGACGAAUAAGGUCAACAUUGUGAAGAAGGUGCCGGAGAUUCACGAGAUCUCAGAAUCUUCGAGCAGUGACUCUGUGGAAGAAGCAAUAAGAGGUGAUGCGGCGAAGAAAAGUAAUGGCGUCGUGAGCAAAGGCCGUAACGGAAAGAGUGGAGGAGUUCCGACGAAGACGAGUAAAAAUCGGGAAGAGGACGACGGAGGUGUGGAAGAUGCUAAGAUGUUUAAGUUUCCGAUGAAUCGGAUUCGGCGGAUCAUGAGAAUCGACAAUUCCGCUCCACAGAUUAUGCAGGAUGCUGUAUUUCUUGUCAACAAAGCCACGGAGAUGUUCAUUAAGCGGUUUUCUGAAGAAGCUUAUGAUAGUUCCGUCCAGGACAAAAAGAAAUUCAUCCACUAUAAACACCUCUCAUCCGUAGUGAGUAACGACGAGAGAUACGAGUUCCUUGCGGAUAGUGUUCCCGAGAAACUUAAAGCAGAGGCCGCGUUGGAGGAAUGGGAAAGAGGCAUGACAGAUGCAGGCUGAAAUAUAUCUAGUUGGAAUCGAAUUGAACCGUUUGGGUGAAACUUUGUGUCCCUGUCCUGGUUUAUAGGUUCCAUCUGCCCAAUUCUUCAACUUUCUAAUUAACCCCUUAUGAGAUUGCACAUAUUUGAUUUCUAGAAUGUAUACUUUUUUUUGUUGUUCUUGUUACAACUUCAUCAAAUUUGUAAGAGUUGUCGGAAUUCUAAUAUUGUACUUUCCCAA
This is a messenger RNA of Arabidopsis lyrata subsp. lyrata, 1001 nucleotides long. RefSeq lists its product as uncharacterized. Lineage: Eukaryota; Viridiplantae; Streptophyta; Magnoliopsida; Brassicales; Brassicaceae. The transcript has 4 exons. Gene Ontology annotation, molecular function: protein heterodimerization activity. The record is from RefSeq and is a predicted model, not a curated record. Gene Ontology annotation, cellular component: nucleus. Bases 159 to 782 code for a protein of 207 amino acids. Gene Ontology annotation, biological process: regulation of DNA-templated transcription.